Messenger RNA from Amoebophrya sp. A120, 2377 nucleotides. Lineage: Eukaryota; Dinophyceae; Syndiniales; Amoebophryaceae. The record is from the annotation of a GenBank genome assembly.
CGCAGCGCAACAAGAUUCUUAUCUGCAUGCUGCUCCAAAGCGAAACAUAAUUGCAAAAAAAGAUCGGCUCUGACUCUACAGUUGGAAGGAUCGCUAUGUUGUGAGAAACAGUGACCAUGGAUCCUUCAAAUAUACAUUUCUCCCCAGAAGCGAAGGAAAGGUCAAACAAUGUCAAGUGAGAUCUGUUUACCAACUAGGGCCUUUAAAUUUUGACGCCACGCCCAGGUACAUGAAGAGUCAUAAAAAGAGAUCAAGCAGAUAAAUUCACUCGCAGCUCGCAGACCCGAUCAGCCAAAAUUUAAAUCGCACAAGGACAUGCCGAGAUCCGCACGAGAUCAUGCUCGAAAGUGAGUCGAUUAGAACAUUCACGAUCCCAAUGUGAAAAACUACGGACUAUUGCUGUUUGCAAAGUUUUUCUUGCAAAAAACCGAUUGAUCAUAUCACAUCUUCUCUCAUCAUCACAGGGAACCGAGGAAGGUCUUUUCUCAGACUUCUCUCUAGGUACAGAGUAGUAGUUUCACACCAAAAACACACACAAAAUGGGUCGUCGUCCGAACAAGUGCUACCGGUACUGCAAGAACAAGCCGUACCCCAAGUCCCGCUUCUGCCGUGGUGUCCCGGACCCCAAGAUCCGUAUCUUCGAUACGGGUGCGAAAAAGACUGACGCCAGCGUGUACCCCUGCGCCGUGCACAUGGUAUAAGAAUUAGGGAUUUUUUGUCUGAUGCACACACAUCAUAGGUUUAGAAACUUGAGCGUCGUUUUCAUUGGCGUAUCCGGCAUGACAACCACCAAGUGUGGAUUAUCUCCAGCAUGACAAACAAAAGUCGGAAAAAUCUUUAAUGCGAAAAAACCAUCUUAGCCAAACUCUCUCUCUCUCUCUCUCUCUCUCUCGUGCGCAGUAGGUGCAACCGCAACACAAUUCUCUAUCAGGUCUCCGACGAGAAGCAGCAGCUUUCCAUGGAGGCUUUAGAGGCCGCCCGUAUUGCGGUGAACAAGUACCUGGUGACCAACUGCGGUAAGGAUACCUUCCACAUCCGUAUUCGCCCGCAUCCCUUCCACGUCUUGCGUGUGAACAAGAUGUAUGAAAUGCAAAAGCAUCGUACUAGUAUAAAUCGCAUGACAAACUUCCUCAGCAUGAGAAACAAAAUUUGUCAUGCGGAUUCAACUUGAGAAAGAAAUUUGUAAUGCAUAACUGCGAUUACUACGAGUACGAUACUUUUGCACAGGAUAAGAUGCUCUCGUGCGCCGGUGCGGAUCGACUGCAGACCGGUAUUGUGGCUUUUGCAAUACAAAUUUCAUUUUCAAUGCGGAGUUCCGCAUUACAAGCUUCUUUCAUCCCUAUAUUUGAGAAUACUAUUCGGGAGAGUCGGUUUGUCAUGCGUGUUUACUGGUAAAAUGCAAGUCAUGUUUCUCAUGCACGGAGUGAAGAUGCGAGAAGAGUCACAACAUAUCCGAAUUAUAACUUUAUCAGGUAUGCGUGGUGCCUUCGGUAAGACCUACGGUAAGGCCGCCCGUGUCGACAUCGGGCAGAUCCUGAUCUCCGUCCGCUGCAAGGACGACAAGACCCACCACGCCGUGGAGGGGCUCCGCCGCGCCAAGUUCAAAUUCCCGGGCCGCCAGAAGAUCCACGUGAGUCACAAGUUAUCAAAUGCAAAUAUCCCUGGAUGUCUGGAAAGUUGGAACUUGUGAUGCUAACUUUGGACUCCAAAAAAAUUUGUAUCACGCAUGACCAGCAAGAGGAGUCGAGUUGGUGCUACGCGGGGAGGGCAUUUGUCAUGCGGAAUAGGCGUAAAGAAAAAGUAAGAAAAGCUGUGAUGCUAGGGAAUAAUACGUCACAGACGUCACAGACGCCAUGUAAAAUCUGCAUGACAAGUUCCAACCUUCCAGACCCAGACAUUUUUACAUUUGAUACAAGUUCGGGUUCACCAAAUUCCUCCGUGAGGACUACGCCAAGUACAAGGCCAUGGGCCGCCUGGUGCCGAACGGUGUGGACGUCAAGUGGUUGUCCAGUCGUGGACCUUUGUCCCGCUUCACCAACCCGAAGUAAAGUGGUGUGCUGUCGUGUGACAGGAUAGCUUGUCUUCGUGCGGGACUACUGCCUACAACACUUCAAUGUGUGAAGUGUACGAAGUGGUACAUGGAUCAACAUCGGAAGAUGAAACUACACUGUGUGAAACUCUGAGCCUUGAAUUCUGAUGAAAGUGCUAUAGAUGGUUUGUGUUGUUGUGUCAGCAUCGAUCAUGUUAUGAUGCUGCUUUGGCACGACAAAGAGCCAUCUUCUGUGCUUUGAUGGAAUCGAAUUGAAACAAAACUGUACCUUGAGAAGAUGUGAGACCGAGAACUCAAAAAAAAAGAAGAAGCUUUGCACUGUACCAG